CACACACACACGUACACACAGACAUCGACUUACACACACAUAUAAACUUACACACACACAGACAUCGACUUUAGAUACACACACAUGGACUCUCACACACACAAGUACACACAGACAUCGACUUACACACAAGUACACACACACAGACAUCGACUUUAGAUACACACACAUAGACUCACACACACACAAGUACACACAGACAUCGACUUACACACACACAUAUAAACGUACACACACAGACAUCGACUUUAGACACACACACAUGGACUCACACACACACAAGUACACACAGACAUCGACUUUAGACACACACACAUGAACACACACCCACGAUAGCCUAUUCCCAUGUUAUCUCAACGGAAAUCGAUUCCAAUAGCUUAAUCAACUAUAAAUCGAUUCCCAUGUUAUACCAAUAGAAAUCGACUCUGUAAAUCCACUACAAGAAUCGAUUCCUAAUGUUAUCCCAUUAAGAAUCGACGCAAGUGGAGUUAAUCGAACCGGGAAUCGGAUUUCUCUGCACCACGUGACUUGAGAAACGGAAACACGUGGGUCCCAGGUGGGUGUCAUGGCGGUGCGGGAACUCUUCUCGAGACUUGGCCUACUCUUCCUCCUCCACCACCACCUCGUCACGUGCACACACGCUGCGACUCCCCCUCUGAAUGUGCGCGUGGAGUCUCGCGACCUGCUGACGCAACUCCGCUGGGACCACGACGCUCAAGUGGACGUCGCCACCAGCAGCAGUUCACAGAUCCUGGACGUUGCCUACAGGGUGGACAGCAAACUCUAUGGACGAGCCCGCUGGCGGACCGUCUGCGCUGCCACCGCAGAGACACGGUGCGAUGUCUCCUCAGCGCUGCGACAUCCCGGCGACCGCUAUCAACUUCGCGUCAGAUCCACCGUCUCAUCACCACCACCAACACCACCAUCAUCGUCACCCUGGGUCGUGGUUGAGGUCUUACCCUUGAAGACAACCGUGCUGAGUGCUCCCACUGUCACCUUGGUGUUGCACAAGAAAUCGACGGAGGAGGAGGAGGACGGUGACGAUGACGAUGAUGAGGAGGAGGAGUGCCGUCAUGAGGAUGAGGGCUACGAAGACGAUGACGACCACAAAGAUGACUACGACGAUGACGACGAUGACGACGACGACGAUGAUGAUGACGGUGACGUCGCUGAUGGUGUGGACCGUGUCAACAACCACCACAGCGAUGACGAUGAUGAUGAUGACGGUGACGUCGCUGAUGAUGACGGUGACGAUGAUGACGGUGACGACGACGAUGAUGACGGUGACGAUGAUGAUGAUGUGGACCGUGUCAACAACCACCACAGCGAUGACGACGAUGACCACGACGAUGACGACGAUGAUGACGAUGAUGACGAUGAUGACGACGGCGAUGAUGAUGAUGAGGAGGAGGAGGCGGAGUGGUGGGAGCUCUCCGUGGGGAUCUCCAUGAGGAGUGCAUGGAGGAGGAGAAUGGCGCUUCGCGACGUGGUGCACCACCAGGAAGCAGAGAUCUCCACGAGGGGGGGUGGCACUACCAGCACGAUGAGGGAUCACUUUGUGGGAUGUCGCUACCACCACGCCGUGCCCCCGUCUGGAAGCGAGGUUGAAUACUGCGUCCGCGUGAGAAUCGUGGCUGACUACCCCCGGUGGAAGACAGGGGAGUGGUCUCCACUGUCCUGUGUCUCCGUCCCUCCACCACACAGCACCGUGGCCACCACCGCCACCACCACCACCGCUGCCGCCACCACCACCACCACCACCGCAGUGUCUACGGGAGACGAGGCGACGCUCCCCGCCGGUGGCGGCAGCGCCUCCAUCAGCUUCAUGGCGGCCAUAGCGGUGCUGGCGAUCCUCCCCUUCGUGGUGUGCACCGCGUGGGGCACACGGAGCGCCGGCAAACGUGGCGCGGACGAGCAAGGAGGGAGCUCCCCGAGCCUGGUGCCCGAGAGAGAUGCCGUCUCUGCCGAGUGCAGCGACGAGGAGGCCGCCACGGCGCGGAUGACGGAGCGGCACGCGGAGACGGAGGUGUAAGAGGAGAAGAGGUGGAGGAUGAGGUGUCAAGAGUCGGAGUCGGAAGUUUGUGUGUUUGUGGGCAAGGCGGCCACUGUAGUAGUACCGUCCUUGUUGCUGUUGUUAUAUUGAUGGUGAAAAGUUAUUUCUCACCCACCCCCCUCACCCCGACUUUAUAUUGAAGCUUUUAGUUGUGUGAUGUCCGGUACUCACACAGAGACCCAAAGACUCGCCACACAGAGACCCACAGACUCACCACACAGAGACCCAAAGACUCGCACAGAGACCCACAGACUCACCACACAGACACCCAUAGACUCACCACAAAUAGACCCACAGACUCAUCACACAGAGAGCCACACAGAGGACCCACAGACUCACCACACAGACACCCAUAGACUCACCACACAGAGACCCACAGACUCACCACACAGAGAACCACAGACUUAUCACACAGAGACCCACACAGAGAUCCACAGACUCACCACACAGAGACCCACAGACUCACCACACAGCGACCCACAGACUCACCACUCAGAGACCCGUAGACUCACCACACAGAGACCCUUAGACUCACACACAGAGACCCAUAGACUCACCACACAGAGACCCAUAGACCCACCACACAGAGACCCACAGACUCAUCACACAGAGACCCAUAGACUCACUCACACAGAGACCCAUAGACUCACUCACACAGAGACCCAUAGACUCACUCACACAGAGACCCAUAGACUCACUCACACAGAGACCCAUAGACUCACACAGACCUAUAGACUCACUCACACAGAGACCCACAGACUCACCACUCAGAGACCCGUAGACUCACCACACAGAGACCCACAGACUCACCACACAGAGACCCACAGACUCACCACACAGAGACCCAUAGACUCACCACUCAGAGACCCACAGACUCACCACUCAGAGACCCACAGACUCACCACACAGAGACCCACAGACUCACCACACAGAGACCCACAGACUCACCACUCAGAGACCCACAGACUCACCACUCAGAGACCCACAGACUCACCACACAGAGACCCACAG
Lethenteron reissneri (Far Eastern brook lamprey) is the source of this 3064-nucleotide messenger RNA. RefSeq lists its product as uncharacterized. The record is from RefSeq and is a predicted model, not a curated record. Gene Ontology annotation, cellular component: plasma membrane. Lineage: Eukaryota; Metazoa; Chordata; Hyperoartia; Petromyzontiformes; Petromyzontidae. Gene Ontology annotation, biological process: cytokine-mediated signaling pathway. Gene Ontology annotation, molecular function: protein binding; cytokine receptor activity.